This is a messenger RNA of Peronospora belbahrii, 855 nucleotides long. NCBI's taxonomy places the organism in Eukaryota, Oomycota, Peronosporomycetes, Peronosporales, Peronosporaceae. The record is from the annotation of a GenBank genome assembly.
AUGUCGGCUGUGACGUGGUGCUCGUCGUGGUCACUCUCGACUGAUGUUGAUGAUGAUAGCACCGUACAGCUUUUGAGCGAAAGCAAUGCGUCUAUCUCUUUGCAACCAUUUCGUCUUAUCUGCCCAAAAGUUGAUGUCUCUGUCCCAUGCCAGCUCUCACUUCUCUGGACACAACAGCCACUGUGUUGUGCACAGCUCCAGCUUCAGGUGCAAUGCUCUGCUCGUCAUGUGGAACUCUAUGCGGAAGGCACAAGGUGUAACUUACUAGGUGAGCAACAGAAGGGAGAAGUGUAUUUGGGUACAUUCCGAGGCACAAAGCAGAGUUCUGAGCCACAACUCUUUGCCAUGUCGCCAUUUUUGAAGAGCGAUCAAGACUGCACCGUGCUUAAAAGUUUGCAGGCUUUGCGAAUCAAGUUUGUGUCGUUGAUAGGAGACAAACGUGUACUGUAUUUACAAGAGUUUCGAUGUAUGUAUGUACGUACUGAACCGGUAGCUGAAGUUAGUUCAAGUACUGCAGGAUUGACAGCUAAGAUUGCUGAAUUUGGUCUUGACGAAGGUUCUGAUGCUGCUCCGGACGUACGAGUGUUUCUGAAAGGCUUUCAAGAGACGUUAGAGAGGGAAAUGGAGACGAAAAUUGCCCGAGUGAUUGACGCAAAGAUGUCGACGUUGACCCAACGCCUGGCCUUGUCGGAACAGGCAAUUCUUCGCUUGCACAAGAAGAUGAACACAAAAGAAGCCGACGUUCAGGAGAGUCUGAACCAGAUCCAGCAGAAGUUAUUACAGUUAGAAGUUCAGCUGAGCCUAUUCAGCGUUGCAAAAGAAGCAGAGCAGAAGAAAAAGAACGAUCUGGAUUGA